UGGACAUCGAACUCCUACAUUGUUAAUGUCAUGCACUACUGAUCGAGUCACAGGUAAACAUUUUCCAUAUUCUUUUCAUGGAGUCUGAUACACGGGAGUAAGUCAUAUAGUGUUGUGAAUUCCAGUUAGUUACACAUUCUGGGAAGACUCUUAUAACACAUGUCUCCUAACACAUGUUCCAGUUUCUGAUUUUGAAAGUGAAAACAAAAGUUAAACUGCACAUUGCUAUUUGCUCAUUCAACAAAAUGGGAUGUUAAGUCAUCCACAUAGAAUAACCAGAGAGUUACUGAGAGACCAGGGACAUCCCCUAACUUACUCUAGACCAUUUAUGGCCUGGACUGAAGGAGUGUCUAAGAUAUAAAAAUAGAAUGUCAGGAAACUACAACUUGUAUACAACUCAGGACUCAAGCUACUGAAGUAAAGCAAAAAGCUGUAUUCUCCAGUGACAAUGGACAAACCAGUGUGCUUGAUUGACACGGAGUCAGAUGGGAAGCUGUGUGUGCAGCAGUCAGCUCUACAGAUCCUGCAGCAGAUCCAGCAGCCAGUGGUGGUGGUGGCCGUGGUGGGUCUCUACCGCACCGGGAAGUCCUUCCUGAUGAAUCGCCUCGCAGGAAAACGAACAGGGUUUGCAUUGGGCAGCACCAUUGAGUCCAAGACGAAGGGCAUCUGGAUGUGGUGUAUGCCCCAUCCCACUAAAGCAGGAACCACUCUGGUGCUGCUGGACACUGAGGGACUCGGAGACGUGGACAAGGGAGACUCAAAGCAUGACACCAACAUCUUCUGUCUGGCUGUGUUACUGAGCAGCACUCUGGUCUACAACAGUCGAGGGACGAUUGACAACAGGGCUGUAGAGGAACUGCAAUACGUCACUGAACUAACAGAGUGCAUUAAGGUCAAAUCAUCAGAUGAGGAUGCUGACGAUUCAAGCGAGUUUGUGAAGUUCUUCCCUAGUUUCAUCUGGGCUGUGAGGGACUUCACUCUUGAGCGAAAGAUUGAUGGCAAAGAUGCAACAGAUGAUGAGUACCUAGAGUUUGCUCUGAAGCUGAAACAUGGCAUAGCAAAAAAAGUGAUGGAGUACAACUUGCCCAGGGAGUGCAUCCAAACAUUCUUCCCUUCCAGAACGUGCUUCACUUUCCCAUUCCCAACUGCUCCAGAGAAUGUGUCUCGUUUAGAGAGCUUGGAUCCUGCUGACCUUUCCUCUGACUUCCUGGAGGUCACAGAUCGUUUCUGCAAGUUAGUCUUUCAUGAGAGCCAAGUGAAGAAGCUGAAAGAUGGAAUCACAGUCACUGGCAGAGUUCUGGGUAACUUGGCGAAAACAUACGUGGACACCAUCUCCAGUGGGGCUGUGCCGUGUCUGGAGAAUGCUGUGAUUGCUAUGGCAUUGAUUGAGAAUGAGUCUGCAGUGAAGGAGGGGCUUGAGGUUUACCAGAGUGGAAUGGAGAAGCUGAAGGACUCCUUCCCUCUGGAACUGAAGGAUGUGUCCUCAGAACACCAACGUCUCAGCAGCAUGGCGACACAAACCUUCAUGAAGCGCUCCUUCAGGGAUACUGAUAGGAAGUACCUGAAAUCUCUAGAGGACAACAUUAAUAAACUCUUUGAUGGAUACCUGUGCCAAAACGAGCAAGCUUCAAAGAGACGAUGUGAGGAUCUCUUGUCAUCCCUCUCUGCAACAAUGACGAAAAAUCUCAAGCAGGGUUUCUAUAUCAAACCAGGUGGCUAUGAUCUCUUCUGCAAGGAUCUGGAGGACAUUGUGAAGAAUUAUAACAGCCAGGCCAAUAAAGAAGUCAAGGCUGAAGAGGUCCUAAAGGAGUUUCUGAAGCAGAAGUCUGUGGAUUCCAAAGCAAUUCUGCAGGCUGACAAAAAACUGACUGAGGAGGAGAAAAAGAUUAAGGAGGAAAUAGAGAAAGCAGCCCUCCUGAAGCAGGAAAUCAAAGCUAAAGAGGAGAAGCAGCGACAACUCGAAGAGAAGAUGGAAGCAGAGAGACGGAUUAAUGAAGAGAGGAUGAGACAUAUGGAGGUGAAGAUGGAUUUGGAGCUGAGGCUCCAGAGAGAGGAGGCUGAGCGUGCCAUGGACAGUAAACUGAGGGAGCAGGCUGAUCUGUUGGAGAAGGGCUUUAAGGAUAAGGCAGACAGGAUGACCCAGGAGAUAGCAGAGUUCAAGAGACGGAAUGCUGAAGCCGAGAGUAAUAGAGCUAAAGAGUUUACAGAGAAGUUGGAGAAAUCAAACAAGAGACAUGAGCAGUCUAUGGCUAUGAUGAUGCAGCAACACAGAGAACAGAUGGAGGCCAUUCAGCGGAUAAAUGCAGAGAUAAUGGAGAAAACAGCCCUCCUGCAGCAGGAAAUCAGAGAUCAGAAGCAGCGACAACUCGAAGAGAAGAUGGAAGCAGAGAAACAGAGUAAUGAAGAGAGGAUGAGACAGAUGAAGGAGAAGAUGGAUUUGGAGCUGAGGCUCCAGAGAGAGGAGGCUGACCGUGCCAUGGACAGUAAACUGAGGGAGCAGGCUGAUCUGUUGGAGAAGGGAUUUAAGGAUAAGGCAGACAGGAUGACCCAGGAGAUGGAAGAGUUCAAGAGACAGAAUGCUGAAGCUGAGAGUAAUAGAGCUAGAGAGUUUAUGAAGUUAGAGAACUCCAACAGGAGACAUGAGGAGUUUAUGGCUAUGACACAGAGACCAGAUAGAGGCCAUUCAGAAGAAUGCACGCUCAGGUGGAUGUUGUAUCUUGUGAAAUGCUUUAAUUCUGUGAUCAUCAAACUCAUCAGAGGACUGUAAUUGCACAAUGCAAUCACAGUAUAUAUAGAGGGAUAAUCCUACAAUAGAACAAUACAUUUGAUCUCAUUCUAUCUUCACAUGAACUUUAGUGAUAUUUGAUAUGAUGGAUUAGGAAAUUUAAAUUUCACUUCACACGCAUGUUUUGUGUUAUGUAUGAUCCUGUUAAGGCCUCAUCAACACGAAAGCCAGUGGCACAGAUUACCAACAAACCGCCCCAUACCGUCCCAACUAGAUGGAACUGGAUUAAAUGUUUUGACUGUUGUGAUCCCAAUCAGGCUUAUGACCUGUAAAGCUACCUGAAUCAUAAUCAAGCAUUGUUUGCUGUUGGCCAGAGAAGAACUGGUCCCCCGACCCCGGUUUCUCCCGAGGUUUUUUUCUCCAUUUUUAACACCUCUUGGUGUUUGGGUUCCUUGCUGCUGUCGCCUUUGGCUUGCUUAGUUGGGGACACUUGAUAUUCAACAAUGUUUUUGAUCUGCCUGCAUUGACAUCAUUGUAUGUGAACUGAACUGAUCUGGAUGAUGACAUCUCUGUUUUCUCCAGUGCUGAUAUAUAGAUAAAUUAAUAACCAUUGAUUUUUACAAUGGAAUUUACCAGUUAUCACUGUAAAGCUGCUUUGACACAAUCUGCAUUGUAAAAAGCGCCAUAUAAAUGAAAGUGACUUGA
Messenger RNA from Ctenopharyngodon idella (grass carp), 3430 nucleotides. Its product is annotated as guanylate-binding protein 1-like. The record is from RefSeq and is a predicted model, not a curated record. Bases 449 to 2767 code for a protein of 772 amino acids. NCBI's taxonomy places the organism in Eukaryota, Metazoa, Chordata, Actinopteri, Cypriniformes, Xenocyprididae. Gene Ontology annotation, molecular function: GTP binding; GTPase activity. The transcript is spliced from 11 exons.